Molecule: messenger RNA, 1568 nt
Organism: Batrachochytrium dendrobatidis JAM81
Lineage: Eukaryota; Fungi; Chytridiomycota; Chytridiomycetes; Rhizophydiales
Exons: 1
Coding region: 97-1002 (301 amino acids)
Source: RefSeq, a predicted model, not a curated record
UGACCUUGCAAUUUUUUUUCUUUCCUUUUAAAAAAACAACAAUAUUGAGAAUAGUUCGUCACAGCAGCACCCUGGCCAAACUAUGGGUGAAACAUAAUGGCAGUCAAGCCACUCGUGUCUACUUCUGGCUGCUUAAAUAUCAGUGACCUUGCCAAGGCCAUCAAGCAGAAGUUCCCAAACCAAUUCUCUGCCGUUGACUCCAACCAAAUCUCUAUCCAUCAGUCACUCCAGGAUGCUCCACUUGAACCUGAUCUUCCACUUGCGAGAAUUUCCACUGCUGGUCUGUCCGCCAAAUUACCUUUGAUUGUCAAGACUCUGGGAUCCUCUGCGCCGGCUCAGAAAACCAUCUUCAUUCAGGAUAUUGAUGAAGAGUGCUGUCCUUUGGAUAGCUUUUCCAAAUAUCUUGUUGAAUCAAAUGAUGAUUUGAAACAGAUCCUCGAAGGAAAAGGCUCAGCCCUCUAUCAGCUGUUCAAUCCCAAGGACAAGAUUAUCAAGUUCAAGCAGUUGAUCAAUGGAGAAAAGUACAAUGUAUAUUCUCGCUACGAACGGUCGUUUGCUGACGAAGUACGUUGGCAGCAGAAUGACGAUCAAGUUAUGGAGGAGGAAACUCACUUGGCCGUGAGGCGAUUCUUUGCUACCCAUCUUGGUCCUUCAAUCGAGGUGAUGCCAACGGACAUUAUGGCUGCAGACGGAAAGACUGUUGUCCAGGAGUGGGACGCUGUCUUUAAAGAUGGCGAUGUCCUGUACUUAUGUGAAGCCAAGCAUAAUAUGACCGAUAAACAAGUGAACAAGCUCCCUGCAAGAAUUCGCAAGUUCAAGGAGUUUCAAGCCAAUGCCCAGCCAGAAUUUCGAAAUGUCACAAAGUAUGUUGGGGUGUUGUGUGGUACGUUGUUUCCAGAGGAUAUUAGAAAGAUCGCACAACUCUUUGGAUUCAUUUGCGUUUAUCCAUCAGGAUAUCGUUACGAUGUCAAAAAGCCGGAGGAUUUCAUCAUUGAACGUUAAUUGUUGUUUGAUAAUAAAAAUAGCUUUACCAAAUUUUGAAAAUAACAACUGAGUAGUCUUGCAUAGAAACAAAAUAUAACAAAUUUCAGGCAAUUAGAUUCUGCUCAGAUUCUAAAAGUCAAAUUCAGAUUCUAAUUAGAAACUAAAUGCGUUGAAUGUCGGAAAGAAUUAUUUAUGACGAAAGUUUGAUAUGAAAUUAUUAUACUAUUAACUUUUGACCAUUUCAGCAGAGAAUCUCGCCUAAAAACUGGUAUCAUCGGAUGCCCUAUAUACUACUGACAUGGCUCUUAUCGAUGGGGUUAAACCUGUUUUUGUUAAAGAUUUUGAUUAUCGCGCAAGAAGUAUAGAGAUAGAAAAUAGAGAAAGAGACUGAGUUUUUCAAUUAGUAAAGUAUAAGGUAAUAAUAUAUAAUCUGCCGCUGUAGAAAAGAUCGGUCAGAAGAGAUCUUGAAUGAUUAUCAGGAAGUAGUCACGCAAAUUAAAGUCAACAGAAUAACGAGUUGAACUUAAUAGAUAAUAACGAAGUUAUGUCAGAUGAUAUUUAGAUGAUAUUUAGAAGAUUGAUUC